Acanthosepion pharaonis is the source of this 606-nucleotide messenger RNA. The record is from the annotation of a GenBank genome assembly. NCBI's taxonomy places the organism in Eukaryota, Metazoa, Mollusca, Cephalopoda, Sepiida, Sepiidae.
AUGUCUAUGGCACUUCUCUCUCCCUUUCUUUACUGCUUCCUACCUAUGUCUAUCAAUUUCUUUGACAUCUCUCUCUCUUUCUGCCUCCCUCUCUCUCUCUUUCUCUCUGUAUAUGUCUGUCUGUCUGUCUGUCUGUCUGUCUCUCUCUCUUCUCUCUCUCUCUCUCUCUCUCUCUCUCUCUCUCUCUCUCUCUUCUUUCUUUCAUCCUCUCAAUCACUAUGGCACUUCUCUCUCUGCUUUUACUUCUUUCUGUCAAUGUCUCUCCUUCUCUCCAACUUUUUUGUUUCUAUCAAUUUCUCUAUCUAUGUAUCUAUGUAUCUAUCUAUCUAUCUAUCUCAGGCUGUUCAUAUCUAUCUAUCUAUCUAUCUAUCUAUCUAUCUAUCUAUCUAUCUAUCCGGCCUUCACUCUUUUUGUAUUUCUCUCUUUCUUGCCACUUUUCGGUUAUGCGGUUAUAAGCCAGAUUAUUCCCGCCUGGCCAACAUCUCCGAGGCGACGAAAGGACAAUCGGAUACAUAUAAAAUAGUUAUGUAUCUCGGUUACAGCACAACAUAUAUUUUGGCCUUUUCUAAAAAUGAUUUCUUUGAUACUUCAGUUCCUUUUCAAUGA